Diaporthe amygdali is the source of this 300-nucleotide messenger RNA. RefSeq lists its product as uncharacterized. The transcript has 2 exons. Lineage: Eukaryota; Fungi; Ascomycota; Sordariomycetes; Diaporthales; Diaporthaceae. The record is from RefSeq and is a predicted model, not a curated record. The coding region runs from base 1 to 300 and encodes 99 amino acids.
AUGACAGACCAGAACCAGACAGCGACCCAGGAGGCCCCCGGCCUCGCGGGCCUGCAGAGCCCCUUUGCCUCGUCGACGGCCGCGGGCGGAGACGCCGACGUGCUGUCAUCAUCGCCGACCGACAGGCGGCAGAGCGCCGAGUGGGACGCCUCCAAGGUGCCGCCCAGCCGCUUCCAGCGCCGCAAGGGCUCCAUCUACAGCACGCCCGCCUCGCGCGACGGCCACGUCGACAAGAACUACGCCGAAAAGUACCAUGACAAGCUCGUCGAGAAGGGCUGGGCGCCGUCGGCCAAGAAGUAA